Malania oleifera is the source of this 3406-nucleotide messenger RNA. RefSeq names its product casein kinase 1-like protein HD16. Bases 546 to 2714 code for a protein of 722 amino acids. The transcript has 16 exons. Gene Ontology annotation, biological process: signal transduction; peptidyl-serine phosphorylation; endocytosis. NCBI's taxonomy places the organism in Eukaryota, Viridiplantae, Streptophyta, Magnoliopsida, Santalales, Ximeniaceae. Gene Ontology annotation, cellular component: nucleus; cytoplasm. Gene Ontology annotation, molecular function: protein serine/threonine kinase activity; ATP binding. The record is from RefSeq and is a predicted model, not a curated record.
CGGCACCCACUGCUCUCCUCACCCACCCACCCACCCCAAUUUAAGAGAGAGAAACACCACACACAUGCGAGAGAGAGAGAGAGAGAGAGAGAGAGAGCACACACGCACGACACACACAGCGCAUCGACAUUUGCAGGCUCCUUCAAAUCAAAUCUCCACCUAAAUUCUUAGCCACCGAUGCUCUGCGCUGCGAUGAAACCCUAAGGACUUCUCUCCGUCUUCCGCUCAGCUUCCUUCGUCUUUGGCUUCCGCUUCUCUUCUCUUCUCUUGCCUUGUGCUUUUUUUUUUUUCUUCCCUUUUUCAGCUUCGGAUACGGAUAAGAUACGCCGUCAUCGGAUGAUCGGAAUGUCACGUGCCUGCACCGAAGAUCCGACGCCUGCCGGCUGCUCUCCACCUGCCUUCCUGCCCUGAAUGCCUCGAUUCUUCUAGUUCCUGACUCCGAUUCACUUUGUCCGCGACGAUCUGUGAGUACCGCUGCUUCUUUCUUUCACAAGAUCUGAAGGGAUUAGGGGAAUUGAGUGGGAUGUGAUUUGCAUGGGGUGAGGAUGCCAGAGCUGAGAAGUGGAGCCCGAAGAUCAAAGCGACUUGAUGAUCUUCAGCCUAACCCACAACCUAUUGAUCAACCAGACAAUUGGUUACUUCCUGCUCAAAACAGAACCAGGAGAAGAGUUGGUGGAAGAGGAAGGGGUUCUAAUGCUACACCCGUAGCAAAAGGGCCUGGAGCAGCAAUACCAACUAGGCCAACUGCUGCUGGCAGGGGCAGGGGUAUUAGGCUGAUAGAUUUAGACCCGGAUCCUCCGUGUGAGAUCAUUCCUGAAGCUGCUGCUGUAGGGGCUGCAGAUCCUGCUUACAACAGAAUUGAAAGGGUAGCAGAUAAAGAUAUUGUGAUGGAGGGUGGAAGUGCGGAGAAGAUAAUGGGAGUUGAAGAAGAAGCAAGCACAACGCCAGUCCCUGAGAGAGUACAAGUGGGUAAUUCUCCUGCAUAUAAAGUAGACAGAAAGUUGGGCAAGGGUGGUUUUGGCCAAGUUUAUGUUGGCAGAAGGGUAAGUGGUGGCACUGAGAGGACGGGAGCAGAUGCAAUCGAGGUGGCAUUGAAGUUUGAGCACCGAAAUAGUAAAGGUUGCAAUUAUGGCCCUCCUUAUGAGUGGCAAGUGUACAACACGUUGAAUGGGUGUUAUGGGAUUCCAUGGGUUCACUACAAGGGUCGUCAAGGAGAUUUCUAUAUACUGGUCAUGGAUAUGCUAGGACCAAGUCUUUGGGAUGUCUGGAAUUCUUAUGGUCAAUCUAUGUCCCCAAAUAUGGUGGCUUGCAUUGCUGUGGAAGCAAUAUCAAUCCUUGAAAAGCUUCACUUGAAGGGGUUUGUGCAUGGAGAUGUGAAGCCAGAGAAUUUUUUACUUGGUCAACCUGGCACUCCUGAUGACAAGAAGCUCUAUCUUAUUGAUCUCGGUUUGGCAUCUAAAUGGAAAGAUGCAUCAUCUGGUCAGCAUGUUGAAUAUGAUCAGAGGCCUGACAUAUUCAGGGGAACAAUAAGGUAUGCAAGUGUACAUGCACAUUUAGGCCGGACAGGUAGUAGAAGGGAUGAUCUCGAGUCAUUAGCAUACACAUUGAUCUUUCUCAUUAAGGGAAGGCUACCAUGGCAGGGUUACCAAGGAGACAACAAGAGUUUCCUUGUUUGUAAGAAGAAAAUGGCAACUUCUCCGGAGUUGAUGUGUUGCUUCUGCCCUCCGCCAUUUAAACAGUUUCUUGAAGCUGUGACAAAUAUGAAAUUUGACGAGGAGCCAAAUUAUGCAAAGCUCAUUUCUCUUUUUGAAAGCUUGAUUGAGCCAUGCACUCCAUUGAGACCAAUUAGAAUUGAUGGAGCUCUUAAGGUUGGGCAAAAGCGGGGAAGAUUGCUUAUAAAUUUGGAAGAAGAUGAGCAACCAAAGAAGAAAAUACGAUUAGGUAGCCCAGCCACUCAGUGGAUUUCAGUUUACAAUGCACGUCGUCCCAUGAAGCAGAGAUAUCACUACAAUGUAGCUGAUUCAAGGCUGCGCCAGCAUGUAGACAAGGGUAAUGAAGAUGGGUUAUAUAUCAGCUGUGUUGCCUCUUCAACAAAUCUUUGGGCCCUAAUCAUGGAUGCUGGGACUGGUUUCUGUUCCCAGGUUUAUGAACUGUCAGCUGCUUUCCUACAUAAGGAUUGGAUUAUGGAACAGUGGGAAAAAAAUUAUUACAUCAGUUCUAUAGCUGGUGCAAAUAAUGGGAGUUCCUUGGUGGUUAUGUCCAAAGGAACUCCCUAUACCCAACAGUCCUACAAAGUGAGCGAAUCCUUUCCUUUCAAGUGGAUUAAUAAGAAAUGGAAAGAAGGGUUCCAUGUUACUUCCAUGACUACUGCUGGCAGUCGCUGGGGCGUGGUAAUGUCAAGGAACUCUGGAUAUUCAGAUCAGGUCGUGGAGCUUGAUUUUCUGUAUCCGAGUGAAGGCAUACACCGGCGAUGGGAGAGUGGUUAUAGGAUAACAUCUAUGGCUGCUACUGCUGAUCAAGCAGCCUUCAUACUAAGCAUACCGAAACGGAAAAUGAUGGACGAAACUCAAGAAACCCUGCGUACUUCCGCCUUUCCAAGUACCCAUGUAAAGGUAGGUCAUGUGCUUCCCUGCUCCCUCCCCCCCCACUCAAUAGUCAAAAUCCUCGACGUCUGCUCUUCUAGACUCGCAGGAAUUUAUGAAUUUAGAAUUUGAUCCCAAUGAAGGGUCUUUGUUUCAUCUGCCUCAUGCAUUCCAUGCAUGUUGAUUUCUUUCUUUAUUCUUUCCUCUAGAGUUCUAAAGUGUGAUCCCGGAAUACCCGAGUCCUGAAAGAUACUAUAUGGCUUCCUAUUCUAGAAAACACACUAUGUUUUGGGCGUUCUUGGCUAUAAUGAUUACUGAACAUCUUUAAAUUCUGGCCAUUCACUAUGCAAUUGAUUCUUCUUGCAGGAAAAAUGGUCCAAAAAUCUCUACAUUGCAUCGAUCUGUUAUGGCCGGACUGUUUGCUAAUGUGUAGUAGAGUGUAUAUUUGUUAAUUUGGUGAAGAGAAAUGGGUUAAAAUUUUGAAUGCCCGAGAGGAAGUUUCCGGUUGGAGGUUUUUGCUGUUAAGAGGGGUGGGGAUAGUUGCUUUCUCUCGUAAUCAGAAGGAACUUCAGAAUUCUUAUUGGAGAACCCUCUUUUUUAUGUUACUGUAAAAGGUUUAUAAAGGAAAGGAAAAACAACAGGUUCAAGAGUUGCAAAUAGGUGCCCUGGAACCAACCUGAGCUGGUGAGGACUGUUUGUUUAAUAACUUGUACAUUGAAAAUACUGGCCCUUCAAUUGCCUGCCAAUUUGUGGCUUUAUGAUUGCCAAUUUCCCAUUGUGCUUUAAAUUAUCACAAAAUAAAAUAAAAAACCAUAUUUGUCUUC